CGGGUGAGCUGAGAUUUGAAGGCUGAAGGUUGCGGUUCCGUCUCUCCGGUGUCUCCGGCUCGGGAGGAGGCUCUGCUGCUGCUGCGGACCGGGCGUCAGGUGGCCUGCCAUGGAGGGGCAGCGGGUGGAGGUGGACGGCGGCAUCAUGGAAGGGGGCGGCCAGAUCCUCAGGGUGUCCACGGCCCUGAGCUGUCUCCUGGGCCUCCCUUUGCGCGUGCAGAAGAUCCGGGCGGGACGUAGCACGCCGGGCCUGAGUUCUCCAAGCUGUCAGUCCAACAUCAAGGUGCUGACAAAGCCUCAACAUUUAUCUGGAUUGGAAAUGAUUCGAGAUUUGUGUGAUGGACAACUGGAGGGGGCAGAAAUCGGCUCAACAGAAAUAAGCUUUACACCCGAAAAGAUCAAAGGUGGCAUCCAUACUGCAGAUACCAAGACAGCAGGGAGUGUGUGCCUCUUGAUGCAGGUCUCAAUGCCCUGUGUUCUCUUUGCUGCUUCUCCAUCUGAACUUCGUCUGAAAGGGGGAACUAAUGCUGAAAUGGCACCACAGAUAGAUUACACGAUGAUGGUUUUCAAGCCAAUUGCUGAAAAAUUUGGUUUCACAUUUAAUUGUGCCAUUAAAAUGAGGGGCUAUUACCCAAAAGGGGGUGGUGAAGUCAUUGUUCGCAUGUCACCUGUUAAACAGUUGAAUCCCAUAAAUUUAACUGACCGUGGCUCUGUGACCAAGAUAUAUGGAAGAGCUUUUGUUGCUGGUGUUUUACCAUUUAAAGUAGCAAAAGACAUGGCUGCGGCGGCAGUGAGAUGCAUCAGAAAGGAGAUCAGGGAUCUGUAUGUUAACAUCCAGCCAGUUCAGGAACCUAAAGACCAAGCUUUUGGCAAUGGAAGUGGAAUAAUCAUUGUUGCUGAGACAUCCACUGGCUGUUUGUUUGCUGGAUCGUCACUUGGUAAACGAGGUGUAAAUGCAGAUAAGGUUGGAAUUGAUGCUGCUGAAAUGCUAUUAGCAAAUCUUCGACAUGGUGGUACUGUGGAUGAGUAUCUGCAAGACCAGCUGAUUGUUUUCAUGGCAUUAGCCAGUGGCGUUUCUAGAAUAAAAACAGGACCAGUUACACUCCAUACACAAACAGCUAUACAUUUUGCUGAACAACUAGCAAAGGCUAAAUUCACUGUGAAGAAAUCAGAAGAUGAAGAUGAUGCCUCUAAAGACACUUACAUUAUUGAAUGCCAAGGAAUUGGUUUGAAGAAUCCACAUCUAUAGGUUAUUUGUUUCAUAAAUGACACUUCAAUGAUGUCUUACACUAAAUCAUUUAAAAAAAAUCAGUACUACAAAAUAAUGAAUGAGAUAUAAAUUAUUAAAGGGCAAGUUAGAAGAUGAAUGUAUUGUGUUUUAAUUUGCUGAAAAUACUCAAAAAAUUGAUCUUAUUUUGAGUAAAAGAGUUCGUGGAAUUUGUAUAAUAGCUGAUUUCAUUGUUCAAGUAUUGAAGUAAAAUGUUAUUUAUAUCUGAAGUAAAAUUUUUUAUGUAAUGAAGUCAGGAUCUGUAAUUUGUAUAUAGUAGUCAUCCUAUUACUAAUUUUUUCUCUGCUGUGAUUUUAAUGGAAACCAUCAUAUAAACACAUGAAAUGGAAAAUUCAAGACAUAAGUAAUUCCUUAGUUUACACUGCAAGCCAUUUUAAGUCUUGCAAUGAAGUCUGCUGCAGGGUGUGAGUCAUCCCUUCGUACUCUGUGUAUACACCAACACUCACUCAUGAGUCAGUAGCUGACUUAGGUUAUCAGAUGCACCGUUGUCGUGCUGCAGUACCUGUAUUCAAGUAACUUGUUUUACUUAAUAAUAGUCCCAAAGCACCAGAGUAAUAGAUGAGCUAAAGAGAAGCUGCAACAUGAAAUGUACCAUUUCACAUCAUUGCAAGAAGAAGGGUGAGUAUUACAAAAUGAAAAAAUUUUGAGAGAGACCAUAUGGAGAUUAAGUUUAGAGUAUGCUGUACAUUCAGAGAAAUGUGUUGUGAGAGGAUGUGGUCAUUGUGCAAACAGCAGAGCAUACUUACACAAAGUAGAUGGGGUAUGCCAAACUCUGGCCUUUUGAUACAGUCAAAAUGAUGUUUGGGGCCGCUGCCAGAAACCAUACACACAUACACCAGAAACAUAGUCAAUUGUUUUCAUUGAAGAUUUAUUCAUUAUACAUAACAGUAUAAGCUAUGUACUAGUGGAACGAAUGUGUAUAUACCAACUCACCACAAAUAUGAGAGUAAUAUUUCUAGGAAUUUGGGAAUAUUUCACCUCUACUGUAAUCUUAUGAGACCACUCUGGUGUAUGUGAGUUGUUGUUGACUGAAAUGUCCUAAUUUAGCAGGUGGCUAUUGAUAGAAUAUUCUAUUUUUUGUUAGUACUUGUUACUAACUAGCACCUGUAC
Ochotona curzoniae (black-lipped pika) is the source of this 2398-nucleotide messenger RNA. It is a transcript of the gene RTCA, whose product is annotated as RNA 3'-terminal phosphate cyclase. The transcript has 13 exons. NCBI's taxonomy places the organism in Eukaryota, Metazoa, Chordata, Mammalia, Lagomorpha, Ochotonidae. The record is from RefSeq and is a predicted model, not a curated record. Gene Ontology annotation, cellular component: nucleus. The coding region runs from base 110 to 1249 and encodes 379 amino acids. Gene Ontology annotation, molecular function: RNA-3'-phosphate cyclase activity. Gene Ontology annotation, biological process: RNA processing.